This is a messenger RNA of Manihot esculenta (cassava), 3937 nucleotides long. RefSeq names its product kinesin-like protein KIN-7D, mitochondrial. Gene Ontology annotation, biological process: microtubule-based movement. Gene Ontology annotation, molecular function: ATP binding; microtubule motor activity; microtubule binding. NCBI's taxonomy places the organism in Eukaryota, Viridiplantae, Streptophyta, Magnoliopsida, Malpighiales, Euphorbiaceae. The record is from RefSeq and is a predicted model, not a curated record. The transcript has 25 exons. The coding region runs from base 376 to 3612 and encodes 1078 amino acids.
AUAAUAAAAAAACAAAAUUAAAAAAAACAAAUUCUAUCGUUCUUCUCACUUCUCCAUCCCCUGGUCUAUUAGAAAUCAAAUAUCCUCUACAAUUUCUCUCUCUCUCUCUCCAGGUCUCUGCAACACUUUGUCUUAAAGAAGAAGAAACAAUCUCUCUCUUCUCUUAGUUUCUCUCUCUAUAUGUACCUUCAGUAGCUUAAAGUAUCAAAGGAAUUAAAAAAAUCGCAAUGUUGUUCGCUUUUUUCUCAGACGCCAUGUGACUUCACCGUCUCCUCCUUCUCUUUCUUUUUCUUCUUCUUCUUCUCCAUAUGCUUCUCGCCAUCUUACGCUUCUCAGCCGAGUCGCGCAUUGACUCACCGAGUCAACUCGACUUGAAUGGCCUCAUCCUCCCGAGUUAGGAGCAGCUCUCCAUUCUCCUAUCGGAAACCUUCCAGUCCUUACUCUUCCAGUUCUUCUUACAGUGGCAACAGGUUAAUGCCUCGUUCCUGCUCUUCUUCCGCUUCUUCUUUUUUCAACUCCGGUGGCGGCCGAUCCAUGACGCCCGGUUCCGAUUCAAUGUACUCCGGUCCGCGCGGUUACGGUGGUUGCACUCCUGUAGCGUUCGGGUCUGAUGAACUGAUUGCCGAGCCGGUCGAUGUGCCGAGGAAUGGGGAUAGUAUAUCGGUGACAAUUCGGUUUAGACCGUUGAGUGAGAGAGAGUUUCAGAGGGGGGAUGAGAUCGCUUGGUAUGCAGAUGGAGAUAAGAUCGUCAGAAAUGAGUAUAAUCCAGCUGCGGCUUAUGCGUUUGAUAGAGUAUUUGGACCGCAUACGACUUCUCAAGAGGUAUAUGAUGUUGCUGCCAAACCAGUGGUCCAGGCUGCAAUGGAAGGUGUCAAUGGAACCGUUUUUGCUUAUGGUGUCACUAGUAGUGGAAAGACGCACACUAUGCAUGGAGAUCAAGAUUCUCCUGGUAUUAUACCAUUAGCCAUAAAGGAUGUUUUCAGCAUUAUCCAAGAUACUCCAGGAAGAGAGUUUCUACUGCGAGUCUCUUAUCUUGAAAUUUACAAUGAGGUGAUCAAUGACUUGCUUGAUCCCACUGGUCAAAAUUUGCGUGUUAGAGAAGAUGCACAGGGCACAUAUGUUGAGGGUAUAAAGGAAGAAGUGGUUUUAUCUCCUGGACAUGCUCUUUCUUUUAUUGCUGCUGGUGAAGAGCAUCGUCAUGUUGGUUCGAAUAAUUUUAAUCUUUUCAGUAGCAGAAGCCACACCAUUUUUACACUGAUGAUUGAAAGUAGUGCCCAUGGUGAUGAGUAUGACGGAGUGAUCUUCUCUCAACUUAAUUUGAUUGAUCUUGCUGGAUCUGAGAGUUCAAAAACCGAAACAACUGGACUAAGGAGAAAAGAAGGGUCUUACAUAAACAAAAGCCUUCUAACUCUUGGAACUGUAAUUGGAAAGUUGAGUGAAGGAAAGGCAUCACAUGUUCCUUAUCGAGAUUCAAAACUUACACGUCUUCUGCAGUCUUCACUGAGCGGGCAUGGACAUGUUUCACUUAUUUGUACAGUUACUCCUGCAUCUAGUAAUAUGGAGGAAACACAUAAUACAUUGAAGUUUGCUAGUAGGGCUAAGAGAGUUGAAAUCUAUGCCUCUCGUAAUAAGAUUAUUGAUGAAAAAUCUUUAAUAAAGAAAUAUCAAAGAGAAAUCUCAGUCCUCAAGCUGGAACUUGAUCAAUUAAAGAAGGGGAUGCUUGCUGGUGUCAGUCAUGAGGAGCUUCUGAUCUUAAGACAACAGUUGGAAGAAGGUCAAGUGAAGAUGCAAUCAAGAUUGGAGGAAGAAGAAGAAGCCAAGGCUGCUCUUAUGAGUCGAAUCCAGAGGCUAACCAAGCUCAUACUUGUUUCUACAAAAAAUACGAUUCCUGGAUUAACGAGUGAUAUUCCUGGUCAUCAACAUAGUCACUCUAUUGGAGAUGACGCUAAAUUGGACGCUUUGAGAGACGGAGCUUUACUUCUAGAAAAUGAGAAUCACAAAGACUUUUUGUCUUCUGCUUCUGUGAUUCCAUCAGAUGCAUCUCAUGAAUUUAAACACAGGAGUUCUUCCAGCAAGUGGAAUGAAGAACUCUCAUAUGCUAGCAGUGCAAUUACUGAAUCAGCUCAAGUGGGUGAAAUUACAAGCGCUUCAAAACUUCCUGCAGUUGCACUUACACAAGAUCAGAUGGACCUUCUUGUCGAGCAAGUAAAGAUGCUUGCAGAAGAGAUUGCAUUCAGCACCAGUACCCUUAAGCGACUAGUUGAGCAGUCUGGGAAAGAUCCUGAUAGCUCAAAAAUUCAAAUCCAGAACUUGGAGUGUGAGAUCCAGAAGAAGCGAAGACAAAUGAGAAUUAUCGAGCAACACAUUAUUGAGAGCGGUGAGGCUUCUAUUGCUAAUGCAUCAUUGGUUGAUAUGCAACAGACAGUCAUGAGAUUGAUGACCCAAUGCAAUGAGAAAUCUUUUGAACUAGAGAUAAAGUCAGCAGACAAUCGUGUCCUUCAAGAGCAACUGCAGACUAAGUGCUCUGAGAACAAGGAAUUGCAAGAAAAAGUACAUACCCUGGAGCAGCAGUUGGCUUCUUUCUCUGGUGAUAAAAUGUCACAUACUCCUGAACAUGCUGUGUCUGAGGAAUAUGUUGAUGAAUUGAGAAAGAAGAUUCAGUCACAGGAAAUUGAGAAUGAAAAGCUAAAGAUAGAACAGGUUCAGCUUUCGGAAGAGAAUAGUGGGCUACGGGUGCAAAAUCAGAAGCUGGCUGAAGAAGCUUCUUAUGCAAAGGAAUUGGCCUCUGCUGCUGCAGUUGAGCUGAAGAACUUGGCUGGUGAAGUGACCAAGCUCUCACUACAAAAUGCAAAAUUGGAAAAGGAAUUGUUGGCUGCUCGAGAAUCCCUGCAUUCUAGAGUUGGUACCCAAAACAUUAAUGGUGUUAACCGCAAGUAUAAUGAUAGCAUGAGACCGGGAAGGAGGGGAAGAUUCUCUGGAAGACCAAAUGAAAUUUCAGGAAUGCACUCUGAUGAAUUUGACUCUUGGAGCCUUGAUCCAGAAGAUUUGAAGAUAGAGUUGCAGGCAAGGAAACAAAGGGAGGCAUCUCUUGAGACUGCACUAGCUGAAAAAGAGUUAAUAGAAGAGGAGUACAGGAAAAAUGCUGAAGAGGCAAAGAAAAGGGAGGAGGCGUUGGAAAAUGAUUUAGCAAACAUGUGGGUGCUUGUUGCUAAGUUAAAGAAAGAAGGGGGAUCUAUAGCCGAGGUGAAUACUGAUGAAAGGCAUAGUGAAAGAAUAGACGUAAGUGAACCAAAAAUUAAUGAGGUUGAUGAAAAUACUAUCCUGAAAGAGAGGCAAGUUUCAAAUACAUCUAGACCACCUGAUGAAAAUCUGGAGGAGCCCUUGGUUGUUCGGCUGAAGGCACGAAUGCAAGAGAUAAAGGAAAAAGAGAUCAAAUACCUAGGCAAUGGAGAUGCUAAUUCACAUAUGUGUAAAGUAUGUUUUGAAUCAGCAACAGCUGCCAUUCUUCUUCCCUGCCGACAUUUUUGUCUGUGUAAAUCUUGUUCGCUAGCUUGUUCCGAGUGUCCAAUUUGUCGCACAAAGAUUGCAGAUAGGCUUUUUGCGUUUACUUGAUGACGCUGUAGUUUAUGCCCAUCAAAGAGGGCUUGUCAAUGUUCUGUUGGCAAAAUUCAAUGCAACAGCGGAUGCAAUUCAUUUAUUGGUUUGAUGUAUGUAAUCGUCUAAAAGGUACAUUGAUAAUUGUUUCGUUUCUUUUAAGAUGGUGAUUAAAGGUUAGCAAAAAUUUGAGUACAUAUUUGAGUCGUGGCAUUGCUUUUAAACAUGCAGCAGAAUGCUGUGAUCUGUUCAAUAAUUGUAUAGAAACAAUGUGAACCUUUGCAAAAAGGCAUUCCCCCCUCCCCCCAACCCACCUAAUUAGGAGCAAACAUUAGUUCCUUUC